Molecule: messenger RNA, 1503 nt
Organism: Vicugna pacos (alpaca)
Lineage: Eukaryota; Metazoa; Chordata; Mammalia; Artiodactyla; Camelidae
Gene: ZNF691
Product: zinc finger protein 691
Biological process (GO): regulation of transcription by RNA polymerase II
Molecular function (GO): RNA polymerase II cis-regulatory region sequence-specific DNA binding; DNA-binding transcription factor activity, RNA polymerase II-specific
Source: RefSeq, a predicted model, not a curated record
UCCUCCCCCCGGCCCAGUCAGACGGCGCUGUAUCCGACGGAGCGGCGGGAGAGAGGGUUCAGAGAUGGGCAGUGAGAAGGAGCAGAGCCCAGAACAGCACCUGCCCGAGGAAGGGGAACGGGGUAAUGAGCCCUGGAGAGUGGAUGACUCAGAGGGUUUUUGGAUCCCAGAUGGGGAUAAAGAGCUCGGGCAAGAAAGCUCGUCAGAGGGGCCACAAGGGAUCCAUCCAGAAAAGCCACGGCAGGCAGUCACUGGCCCAGCUUUGGAGCCAGAGGACCGCUGUGCUCCCCCGAGGCCCGAGGCCGACGAGAAGCCCUUUAUCUGUGCCCAGUGUGGCAAAACCUUCAAUAACACCUCCAACCUGAGAACACACCAGCGGAUCCACACGGGCGAGAAGCCUUACAAGUGUUCUGAGUGUGGCAAGAGCUUCUCGAGAAGCUCCAACCGCAUCCGGCACGAGCGGAUCCACCUGGAGGAGAAGCACUACAAGUGUCCCAACUGUGAGGAGAGCUUCCGGCGGCACUCGGACCUCACCACGCACCAGCAGGAUCACCUGGGCAAGCGGCCCUUCCGCUGCGACAUCUGUGGCAAGAGCUUCAGCCAGAGCUCGGCGCUGGCGGUGCAUUACCGGACCCACCUGGAGCCCGCGCCCUACAUCUGCUGCGAGUGCGGGAAGAGCUUCAGCAACAGCUCCAGCUUUGGCGUGCACCACCGCACACACACGGGCGAGCGGCCUUACGAGUGUGCCGAGUGUGGCCGGACCUUCAGCGACAUCUCCAACUUUGGAGCUCACCAGAGGACCCACCGGGGCGAGAAGCCCUAUCGGUGCACUCAGUGCGGGAAACACUUCUCCCGCAGCUCCAAUCUCAUCCGCCACCAGAAGACGCACCGCGGAGAACAGGCCGGGAAAGAUUCCAGCUGAAGGAGGGCGAGGGACAGAGAGCAGGAGACCCCACCCUAACGUAGAAAGAUCUUUAGGAUCUGCUGCUGUCCCCUUGACCUCAAGCCCUUCGUCCCACCUUGGAAAAUGGUUUUCUGUUGUCUCUGAAGCCAGGAUCUCCAGGAAGUCCUGAGAAGGGAGUCUGAGUGAAAGUCCUUUUUUCCAGGCCAGUUUCUUGCUGUGGAAAGUCAGAGGACGCCGUCUUGGCUUCAUCUCCUUGGGGUGAAAGAGAAAUAGGGUAGGCUUAGUACAUGCUCGUAUCAUUAGGGCAACCGUCCCCUGGCCUUUGAGGAAGUACCUAUGAGAUGGGCAUCACUGUCUGGAGGUCCUCCGUAUCGUAUGUGCACUGCUUAGGGCACACUGCAGUGGUCCACCGGUCCCCACCUGCUGUACCCCAACUGGGCUGGGAGGAGCAGGGGGGAAAGGGGCCAUAGGAAUGAAAGGGAAGCCCUCAAGGAGCCUGAUCCAGGGACCUUCACCCUCCCCCAUGUCUGACUUGUCACCCCCACCCCAACCUACAUCUGUUUCCCCAGAGUGAUCAGCAGUAAAACCUUGAAUGAGAA